Ilyonectria robusta is the source of this 1248-nucleotide messenger RNA. Its product is annotated as beta-lactamase/transpeptidase-like protein. The transcript has a single exon. The record is from RefSeq and is a predicted model, not a curated record. NCBI's taxonomy places the organism in Eukaryota, Fungi, Ascomycota, Sordariomycetes, Hypocreales, Nectriaceae. The coding region runs from base 1 to 1248 and encodes 415 amino acids.
AUGAAGAAUUCCUUGGUCUUUCUUUUUGGUGCUGUUGGGCUCCACAUGCCUUCAACAUCUGCUGCUGACACGGCGGCGAUACCAUAUAUCGAUCCGGCUCAAAUUGGUACCUUCAACAUGUCCAGUCUUAAUAUAACCGAUCCACCAAACACCGCCUUCGUAACCCGUCAUGAGGAUGAGCUGUUGCCGAACCGCACAACGCAAGUUCGUCACGGGCUGAAGUUGCGCAGUCUAACCAAAGGCAAGGAACUCCAUUUCUCCACCAAGGCCAAUGGUAGCUUGCACACCAUCGACUCUUUUCUAUACCACUUUGGCUUGGCAGGCGUUAUGAUUGUCAAGGACGGCGCUAUCCGACUUGAGAGAUACCAGUAUGGAAACGAGCCGUCAUUUCGGAACCAGGUCCAGUCGGUCACAAAAUCGUUUGUGUCUACUGCACUCGCCGUAGCGAUCAAGCAGAAAAAGAUCAGCUUGAGUGACAGGGUCUCGAAAUAUGUUCCGGAGCUUGCCCGUUCGGCUUACGGAUCGGUUCCCCUUCGCAACCUUGCGGACAUGACUUCCGGAGUCACUGAACAAAACUCUACCAACAACCCGGACUUGUUCAAUGACAUUUACCCGCGGGCCAAUCCGGAGGCUGUGCUCGACUGGUUCAAAACCUUUCAGAAGGUGGCACAGCCUGGCGAGGUAUACAACUAUUACAACCCGAACUACUAUGUUCUCUCACUGUCUCUCACCCGGGCCAUUGGGGAGCCUCUCGAAGACUGGGUCACCAAACAUAUUUGGGAACCUGCUGGCAUGAAGUACGAUGGCUACAUGCGAACAACUGGGGCCCGCCAAGUCGAUGGGCACGGCGGACUGGCCCUGACUCUGCAAGACAUGGCCCGCUUCGGGCUAUUCAUCCUCGACUCGUUCAAUGGCUGCGGCGGACCUCGCGUUCCGGCUGGCUGGUUCGAUGACAUUUCUGCCGCCAGCACCAGCACUGGGAUCCGAGCUCCAGGAAACAUCGACGUUGUGCCGCAUUCGGGAUAUCAGACCGGAUGGUGGACGAUGCCCCGCGGUGGCAAAAUGUAUCAGCUCGGCGAUGAUGGGGGGUUUGCAGCGUUGGGAACAUACGACCAGGCCAUUUACAUUAUCCCCGAUAUGAACACAACAAUUGUGAUGCAGUCUAGUUAUCCGGUUCAUUUCCCCGAUCUCUUCUACUAUGGUCAGCAGUUUGCCACAGCUGCCAGCCUAGCGUUAAAAAAGGGAUAG